AUGGCCACGGAGGGAGCUGCAGAGGAGGAGGAGACUGCUGAUGUAACGCCAGGGACCAGGCGCCGAGAGAGUGCUGUGGCCUUUCAGCUGCCAGAGGAACCAGCUGUGCGGGUGCAGACAGUUCCAGACUCCGGCAGGUCGGCUUCGCAUGAGGUGCCCAGAAUUUCCCUCCGCCGGCCCAGCCGGGCGAAGUCGGCGGCUGACCUGGAAGGGAGCGAGAGGACUGCUCCUGGCAAGGAUGAUGUGGACAAGCAGGACCCGCCAAGAGAAGACGCAGUGCCGUUCGUUCGCAAGACCCGCCGGCUGAGAACCGGCGAAGCUGUACAGAGGUGCAAGAGCGAUGACAGAGCGCCGAAGGAGAAGCCUCAGACGAGCCUGGCCGUUCCAUCGACGGUCCGACGCGCGAGAAGCGUCUCGAAUUCCAGGCUCGAGGUGGAUGAUGCUACGGAGGAUUCCAGCAACUCCCCAGCGCCGGUGACCCGAAAGCCUCGGCGGAUUCGGACUGUGGAGCGGCAGAGGAAGUCGCCGGAGCCUUCCACAUCUUCGAAGUCAGAGGACGAGACAGGCGACAACCUGGUACCUGUCUUGCGCAGUGCUCGCAGAACCCGCACGCACUCCCCUGGCAGGCAGACGACGGUCGUCGAUCCGGGACAGGAAGCAGGUCACGAGGAGGAGCGAACCUCGAUCCUACGUGCGAACCGCAGGCACCGAACCCUGUCUCCAGGAUCCAGGCUUGGCCAAGAGCCUGCUCCGCGAGAUGUGGAUGAGGAGGACGUCGCUGCGAAGCCGACGCCCCGCGCGAACCGGAAGACUCAGCGGCUUCCGACAUUCGCGAAUCACAGUACCAGGGAGGCAGGCGAUGCUCCCCACUCAUCGCAGGCAGCGGAAGGCCCAUCCAAGCUCAAAAGCACCAAAACCAUGGGGCCACGUUCGCUGGCAGAAGCAGCGAGGAAGGCGGUGGCGGCCGCUGAUGCCGAGGAAGAGGAACGUGCAAAGAGCUCGCGAACACGGACGCCUCUCAAAGCCGUGGUGGACUUUGCAGGCGUCGCCAAUGCUGCAGCUAGUGCUGCACGCAAGGCUCGUCGACGGAUGACGAUAGCGAGGAAAGAGACCACGGCUACGCCAGCUGAAGCAGAGGAGGAGAAGCCUCCCCCUGCACCCAGAGAUCUGGAGUUGAUUCGGAUGACCUUCAGCAACGCCCGACGUGGCCUGGCGAUGGCAAGGGAGGCGAUGUCAUUGCAAAUUGUCUCACCGUUCUUCCUCCUUAAGACGGUCAUCAAGUCCCUGGGCAAAGCAGCUCUCAUCAUCAAGGAGAAGCGACGAGCCAGAGGCUGGAAAAUCUUGCGGGUUUUUCUGGCAGCGAAAAAGAGACAAGACUUCUUGAAGGCGCAGCAAGAAUACAACUCGCGAAUCCAGCUGGACGACAUUAUGGAGGAGCACUUGAAUAACAUCUUCUGGCAAUUUGUCAUCUUCGAGGUCGAUGCUUACGAG
This is a messenger RNA of Symbiodinium sp. CCMP2456, 1491 nucleotides long. Lineage: Eukaryota; Dinophyceae; Suessiales; Symbiodiniaceae. The record is from the annotation of a GenBank genome assembly.